AUGCUGUCCUACUCUAACUAUGUCUGUUGCAUGACGGAUGAUAGCUCUACGUCAAGUCCUUUUUCCGUUUCUGGUACGGCCUCUUCAAAUCAAUUGCAAGGAAUGCCAAAAAGGAAUAAUUUAGUCGUAGGUGGUGUGGCCUUCUAUUUGGUCGCCGUCUCCUUUAGAUAUUACAACGCUGGUUUGGCAUCGCAUUUGUUACUUUGCCUGAGCAUCAGGCAUACCUUGUCGAACGUACCCAGUCAUGCGUCCUCUGCCAUAUUAUUCGUAAUUUCCAGCAUCGGACUUGUCGCUGUGCUAACGAUGCUGCCUCUCACUGACGCUUCCGACUAA
Messenger RNA from Protopolystoma xenopodis, 333 nucleotides. The record is from the annotation of a GenBank genome assembly. Lineage: Eukaryota; Metazoa; Platyhelminthes; Monogenea; Polystomatidea; Polystomatidae.